AUGCACUUGGCAGACUACCUUCAGAGCGCCAUGUCAGACUAUGAACUUCUCACCCAGUACACCGAGGAUGCCUAUGCCAAAGAAGAUCGAAUUUGCGAUCGUCCGUCUUGCAUGGCUAACAUUAGGACUGGAGAGCCAUGUUUUUAUGUUGCGACCAUCGAGCCAGGUCAACGUGGGCGCUAUGUGUGUGAAUCCUGCCACUUGCAUUAUGAGAAUAAACGAGCUACUUCAGUGAGACCUACAGGUAAUCGAACCUUACAAUCACAAGGCCGCGCCCCUCCUGAUCCACGUACAAUACAACAAUUGGUGAAUGCGGCACAACGAAGAUCGACACCUAAUCCGCCUCCUGUCAUUGCUGUACCUGGUGGCUUUUGUCCUAGAGGGCCAGAUAUUAGAAUCCCUACAUCAUGGCAAGGGCCGCAAGGUUCAUCAUCCAUCCGGCAUUCGUCACAACAAGGUGCCAUUGGGUAUUCGUCACAACACGCACUUUAUGCUGCUGAGCGUGACCGCUGGGGGAAAAUGGCAUACGCUUCAUCUCUAGCAGAGACCAUUUUACUUGAAAUUACUGUGGUUCACGAAGGUGCCGGAGCGCGCAAAAAACGAGGUGUUCCUAUUGGAAACAUAUGUGAGGGUAGGAAGGAUGUUGAUGCUCGAAUUGACGCAUCUGGGCUCAUCAAGCUAGCUUUGGAGACUGUCGUCCCAAAGUUACGCAAAUUCGAUGGAGAAUUUGUCUGGCGUGUUGAGGAGUUCAUAAUCCGAGAUGCUGCAUGGGUGGACCUAUCCAAUCACCCACAAUUGGUUCCCUAUUUCUAUGAUCAGUGCCUGCAGCCAUCUCGCAAAGGCACCAAAUCGACCUUCAAAUCUAAACAAUUUGCGCUGAUGGUCGUUGUCCCGGAGGCCCAGUGGAAUGAAUACGAGAAUUGGUUGGAACUUCGUGCGGAAAUGGAAGCUGAAGCUAUCCGAACGAGCUGCACUCAGUCUAGUGAACAUGCUACUGCUUACACAGCCGUCAGUUUCAAUGUGCCCUCAUCAGCAACAACUUCGCUCACUGAAAAUGAGCUUUUCUUACCAUCCGUGACCACCAACAAUUCUGUGACGGUCUCUACCAAGAGAGCCCACCAGCGUGCUGAAAGCUCUAGCAGUCUCAGUGGUACUUCAUCUCCACCUCGAAAGAAGAAUCCACCUCCCACAGCUUUUCAUUCACCUGAUCGUGAUCUGCUCAAAGAAGUCUUGAAGAUCGGCGGAGGUGCCAACUUAAAUGUAAAGCAAGUCUUUGGACUACAUAGUGAAAGUGUGCAAUUUCACCCAAUCCCUACCCGCGAUAUCACCGACCUCUUGCUACACAAACAGCAUCAUUCAUUUUCGGUGGACACGGCUGAAUCUUCCAUUGGACAGCUGACUAUUGAUACAUCGACAGACGGCUUCAUUGGAAUUGGUGGCUUCAAGACUGCGAACACUGGAUGGCUCACGCUCACAGCUCCUCCCAAGACUGGUCUUGGAUCAGUGGCUCGUCAUAAGGUCGUGGUCAAACGGCCAUUCGAAAAAGUAUUUCCGACUGCUAUGAAGGUUGGAGCUUAUAAAGUUGGCCGGUAUUCACUCGUCGAUGAGCUACAGAAGCUAUUCAGAGAGGCCAACGUCCUAUACUGGUCCAAGUCUUUAUUAAAGCUCACAUACGACUUCAUCGAUCGUUCCAUUGCGUCCUCACCUGAACCCCCGCCGUUUGCUGUCCCACGUGUUCGAUUUGUAGAAGCUGGCCUUGCAUUGUGCCACCACCAAGGGGGUAGCAAGCCUGGAGCAAAGACAGGGUCAACACGGGCUGUCUUUCUCCUUGAAGAGCUCAUUGAGGGCGGUGAUGAUAUGUUUGUCAAAUUCAUCCACAAUAUGGAUGCCAAUCCAUUGCUCGAUGAAUUGGACUAUGGCUACGACAUGGCCGAAUUCUUUGUUUUCACGCAGCAUGUCCAGUAUGUCAAGACCGGCAAGCUCGCUUUCAUAUCCGACUAUCAGGGUAGUACAGUACUACUCACAGAUCCUCAGGUCCUGACUCAUCCGUCCGUCAGCGAUGGAUGUGAUAUUUUUGGUGAGGGAAAUAUUGAGGCAUCUGUCAGCAAAUUUGAAGACCAGCAUGCCUGCAACGAGUACUGUGGAUGGUUUGGGCUGGAAACAUUCGUGAAGGAGGCAAAUGACGAUGAAGCACUAGUUGUAGAAAAUUAG
Molecule: messenger RNA, 2211 nt
Organism: Suillus fuscotomentosus
Lineage: Eukaryota; Fungi; Basidiomycota; Agaricomycetes; Boletales; Suillaceae
Exons: 8
Coding region: 1-2211 (736 amino acids)
Biological process (GO): protein phosphorylation
Molecular function (GO): ATP binding; protein serine/threonine kinase activity
Source: RefSeq, a predicted model, not a curated record